Vitis riparia (riverbank grape) is the source of this 1029-nucleotide messenger RNA. RefSeq names its product tubulin-folding cofactor D-like. Gene Ontology annotation, cellular component: cytoplasm. The record is from RefSeq and is a predicted model, not a curated record. Gene Ontology annotation, biological process: autophagy; peptidyl-serine phosphorylation. The coding region runs from base 153 to 815 and encodes 220 amino acids. Gene Ontology annotation, molecular function: protein serine/threonine kinase activity; ATP binding. The transcript is spliced from 5 exons. NCBI's taxonomy places the organism in Eukaryota, Viridiplantae, Streptophyta, Magnoliopsida, Vitales, Vitaceae.
AAAAACCAGUGAGUUAUCCAAGUUUGGUGUUCUGAUUAUGCAUCCAAGUUUUUGUGAAACCAGAAUUCAAGUUUGAUGUUCUGAUUAUGUAGGCACGCAACAAUUAGGUUUUCUUUUUCUUUUUCCCCUAUUCUGUUUUUAACAUCUUGUGUAUGAGAUUGGUGACGGGUAUUCUUUAUGUUGUACAUCCUGUGCAAAAGAGGCAUUGCAUAAGAUCUAAUUCCAUUUGGCAUAUGUAUUACUUGGAACAAAAUCUUCUUCUCUCCACAAAUGACAACAAUUCAGUACUGAAGAUUGCUGAUUUUGGAUUUGCAAGAUCUCUACAACCUAGAGGUCUUGCAGAAACAUUGUGUGGUUCACCACUGUACAUGGCGCCAGAGAUAAUGCAACUUCAGAAAUAUGAUGCAAAGACCAUUGAGAUUCUUUUCAGCAAAAAGAUAUUAUUGACCAUGGAGGGCCAUACUCCAAUCUUCUAUGCUGGUGUUUUGGAUUCUCUAGCAGCGGAAUUGAAGGCUACAAAGGAUAUCUCCAAGUUAUAUGCUGGCAUUGCAAUACUUGGGUAUAUUGCUUCUGUUCCAGAAUCCGUCAACACCCGAGCCUUUUCUCAUCUUCUCACUUUCCUAGGCCAUAGAUAUCCCAAGAUCCGGAAGGCUUCUGUUGAACAAGUUUACCUUGUCCUCCUGCAAAAUGGAGAGCUUGUGACAGAGGAUAAGAUGGAGAAAGCGCUUGAAAUUAUUUCCGAAACUUGCUGGGAAGGUGAUAUAGAAGAAGCAAAACAACGACGAUUAGAGUUGCAUGAUAUGGCUGGUCUAUAAACAGGGCUACUUCCCAAAAUUGGGAAUGGAGCAUCAAACAGGGAUGGUGAGAAGAGGCCAGCAGCCAAUGAUGAGAAUGCAUCAUACUCUUCCUUAGUUGGGUCAACUGGGUUUUGAUUGACUUGAAUUAAACCAUCCUUCAUGUUUGUUGUACAUUUUCGUCACUUCUCUUCACCUUAGACAUCUACCUCUCUAGCUUUUCCUGCAUGUCGCA